Molecule: messenger RNA, 2341 nt
Organism: Anarrhichthys ocellatus (wolf-eel)
Lineage: Eukaryota; Metazoa; Chordata; Actinopteri; Perciformes; Anarhichadidae
Gene: srlb
Product: sarcalumenin
Exons: 6
Coding region: 3-1427 (474 amino acids)
Molecular function (GO): GTP binding
Source: RefSeq, a predicted model, not a curated record
UCAUGAAGGGUACAGUCUUGAUCUGCUGUUUCCUCUCCCUGCUGCAUUUGCAGGCCACAGCAGAGGAAGAAGAAAGAGGAGAUGAUUUCAUCUCCGCCCUCAGGGACAGAUCUCACAUCGACGAGACGCUGCGGCUUGCAACUGAGGAAAAAUCAGGAGACUAUGCAGGGGCCAUACAGCGGUUGCGGAACGUCUACCACUCAUCCAUCAAGCCGAUGGAGCAGGCCUACAAGUACAAUGAGCUGAGGCAGCACGAGAUCUCAGAUGGAGAGAUUACCUCCAAGCCCAUGGUGCUGUUCCUGGGACCCUGGAGUGUAGGAAAGUCCUCUAUGAUCAAUUACCUCCUGGGCAUGAACGACAGCCCGUAUCAGCUCUACACAGGAGCAGAGCCUACUACCUCUGAGUUCACUGUAAUUAUGCACGGCGAGAAGAUCCGCUCUGUUGAGGGUAUUGUGAUGGCAGCAGACAGCUCUCGGUCCUUCUCUCCCUUGGAGAAGUUUGGCCAAAACUUCUUGGAAAAACUGGUCGGUAUUGAGAUGCCCCACAAGCUGCUGGAACGCGUGACUUUUGUGGACACACCAGGAAUCAUUGAGAACCGGAAACAGCAGGAGAGAGGCUAUCCCUUCAACGAUGUUUGCCAGUGGUUCAUUGACCGCGCUGACCUGAUCUUCGUGGUGUUUGACCCCACCAAGCUGGAUGUUGGCCUCGAGCUGGAGAUGCUCUUCCGGCAGUUAAAGGGUCGCGAAUCCCAGAUCCGCAUCAUCCUAAACAAGGCUGACAACCUGGCCACCCAGGACUUAAUGAGAGUCUACGGAGCGCUCUUUUGGAGCUUAGCUCCCCUCAUCAAUGUGACCGAACCCCCUCGGGUCUACGUCAGCUCCUUCUGGCCAUAUGACUAUGCACCCGAUACCAGCCGUGAGCUCUUCAAGCGAGAGGAGAUCUCCCUCCUGGAAGAUCUGAACCAGGUGAUUGAAAACCGCAUGGAGAACAAAAUUGCCUUCAUCCGCCAGCAUGGUAUCCGCGUACGUAUCCACGGCCUGCUGGUAGACCGCUACGUCCAGACCUUUAAAGAGAAGAUGAGCUACUUCAGUGACCCUGAACUAGUCUUCAAGGAGAUUGUGGACGACCCAGACAAGUUCUACAUUUUCAAAUCCAUCCUAGCCAAGACCAACGUCAGCAAGUUUGACCUGCCCAACCGCGAUGCUUACCGUGACUUCUUUGGCGUCAACCCGAUCACCAACUUCAAGCCCUUGACGGCUCAGUGCUCCUACAUGGGAGGCUGUCUGCUGGAGAAGAUUGAGCGUGCAAUCACCAAUGAGCUGCCUGCCCUUCUGAGCAGCAUUAACUCUGGGAAGCAGCCUGGCCUGUCCUCCUGCGAGACAACUGGCUGUGGUGAAAAGCCAAAGAAUCGCUACCGGAAGAACUGACGAAAACAAAAUAACUUGAGUGGGGAAAGUAAGAAGAGAAGGGGUCUGGUGGAAGCCAACCUUGCUUUUGUCACAAUGCCUGUAUUGUUGAAGAGACAGAGGAGAAUAGUGUUUGUUUGUUUUUCUCAGGAGAAUAUUGGGAGGUGCAUUUAGGGACUCUAGGAAUGAGGCAGAUAGAGGGAGGGAAGGGUCAUUGUUUGAUAAGGCAGCUUAAGGACAGAAGUGCUGAAGAAACAUGCCACUGAUCACUGAGUUUUGUUAAAAUACAUGCUCUCCUCUUUCCCUUGCACAAUCACUUUGGACUGUCUGGGAUUUGGGGGUUGGGAAAAUAAUGAUGUGAAGAAACACAGAAAUGAAAAAAGUAAGAUCAAAUAAAAAUUGAAAAUCCCGAGACUGAAAACAGUCAAAUACCAGCUCCCUUGUAUGUGAAUAAAAUGGGAAAAAAUAGAAACAGGACUUGCAAAUUUGUGUUGUAAAAUCUUGAGAAUUUCAUUGCAGAGAGUCAAUUCCAUAAGCUUCAGAAGCUGAUUUUGAAGUAGCCUUUUUGUGGGUGCUAUACAUGUUUGUCAUCCAAACCUUUGCUUUUGAUAUAGAUUAACUUUAACAUUGCAUGGUAGAUGUUAUUUAACAGAUGCAUGCAUGUCCUGCUAAUAUAAAGUUUAAGUAAUAUUUCCUCGUGUAACUGCAGCAUGAACCAACCCUGCCAUGCAACAAAUAAGGCCGUUUUUCGUUUUUGUUUUAUACGCUCAUCAGUCCUGGUUGUUGACAACCUAUGAAAUGAGCACUGUGAUGGAAGCAGAGGUCAGGGUUCAAGGGUCAGUCUUCAGAGCGGGGUGGGUAUGUUCAUUCUGCUUCACUUCUUAACUGUUCUUACUGUUUCUGUCUUCGUCUAUAAAUUUUGUCUUUGGCAGAAA